UCGCAGUAACUGAUUCACCAGUUCAAGUCCUACUUGCUUGCAUGUUGGAGAAAAUUUUUCGAACGCAAAGAUUCUGCCAUCAUGUACAGCAUGCACCAGACUUACUAUCUUGAUGGUCCAGACCAACUCUCGCUGCAAGAAAUGAUGGAGGGCGACAUGCGCGAAAUGGAUCUUAAUUUUAACGAUCCCAUGUUCCAGGAGCAGAACAUUUUCUGUUCCCCGGAGGGCCAACGAGCUCUGAAAGCAGAGCAAGAGAGACCCCGCACAGGGGAUUGUAUAAGCCCAGGAGAUCUGACAAAUCUGCAGUGGCUACAAAAUGUAUCGAUCCCUAUGGAGAAAGGGAGUAACGGACAGGAAAAGCCCGUGAUGGUCGAUCCGAACACAGUAAUGCCAGUGCAGUGGCAACACCAGCAACAGCCAACCAACAUAGUAUCUUCGGUAGCAGUCACGUCGGUACAGCAACAGGCCGUCACUCCACUCGCGCCACAAACUCAACUCACCGCACGUGUGUCCGACAACAAGACUCGAAUGGAGAACUGCAAAGUUAUCAGUAAAGAGAACGCAAAACCCAACGAAAAAUGCUAUCCAAAGCCGUUAUUCUCAUACUCCUGUCUAAUCGCUAUGGCCCUCAAAAACAGUGACUCCGGCACUCUGCCAGUCAGUGAGAUUUACAAGUUUAUGAUGGGUAAAUUUCCUUAUUUCAAGACAGCUCCGGACGGAUGGAAGAACUCUGUCCGUCACAACCUGUCACUCAACAAAGCCUUCUGUAAGCUUGAGAGACCUCAAGGUGCUUCACAGCGAAAAGGAUGCUUGUGGUCCUUAAAGCCCGAAAGACGAGAUCAGAUGGAUAAAGAAAUUAAAAAAUGGAAAAAGAAACAUGCAGAGGCCAUUCGAGCAAGCAUGGCUCAUCCAGAACUUCAAGUAUCUAGUGAUGAUUUAGAAGAUACAGAGCACCUAGUUCCACAGAAUCAAGUUGAGGAUUUAGCAGCUGCAGAUGCUGCAAAAGAGCUGUUUGGCAAUGACCUCAUCCAAGAGAUCCAACAGCAUGAUGUUUUAGAUUGGGAUGAUAUCAUAUCAUCUGGAAAUGACCUCAAUCUCGACCCUCACAUCACUACGACUACCAUGGCACCUACAAUAAAUGGAGGUCAAAUUCAUCCAGACCCAAUCACAACUACAGUUGAACUUGAUAACUCAAGCCAUUUUUACAUGAAUGGUGAUCAGAUGCAUCACGAAUACGAUCAGUCUGCUUAUGUCAAUAAUUAUUUUACCUUGCAACCACAACAGUUGGCUCAUUUAAAUGGUUUUUAAUGCAGUUAGCUUUAUUUUAAACUUAAAUAAAUGACAUGGGCAUGUCUGUAAAUUAUCCCUUCUUCUGUUCGCUAAGGGCUCACCAUAAAGCAGAAAUACAAAGAAAUUAAAUACAAAACGGGAUAAAUUUUAAUUCUAGCAAGUUGUAAAUAGAAAGUCAAAACAGAAGCAAGCGGAUGUAUUGUGCCUGAAAAACUAUAUAUACUCCCUAAUUACUACAUUUUUAUAGAACUAUUCUACUUGAUAUUUUCCGAAAUAAUGUUAGUCAUAAGAAAGUUUGAUCUAACAAGUGUCGAAGUAAGGGAAACAGAAUAAUAUGGCACUCUAUUGUGGAGACCAAAUCGAGAUCCAUAACAUAAUGUACAUAAUUGUUUAGCAGUUUUUAUUUGGCUAGGUUUUUUUUGUCUUAAAUUGUACAGGGACUGUUCAUUCAGCAAGCAAAGCUUUUCUGAAGCAAGUGUAAAUCAUUUAAAAGCGGGUAUAAAUACCUAAUUGUAAAGAAAAACCUCAGUCCAUAGUCAAACAAGGAAAGACUAAAUGUCACAGCUGUAAUAUUUUUUUUUAUUGUUUAGUGUAGAUAUUCAUCAUUUCUUCUUGUGGAGUAUAUUUCAUAUAAAUGUUAUGCAUCAUUGGGAAUGUCCUGUUAUUAUUAACAGUUUUAUCUUUAUGGACUCACAGGACAACGAUUCUAAGAUAUGGGGAUGAUCAAUCAUUUCACUGCCACCAUAAUUGCAACACAAUAGUAGAAAUUAUAUUGAUAUCAUUGAUCUACUGUAGAACUUCAAAUACUUCCAUGUCUGAUAAUCUUAUGCACUUUGCUUGAGAACUGUGAUUGUUACCAGCUUUGAACCUAAGCAUAAUUGCAUAUAGUUGAGUUGAUAAAACUGCAGGUUUAGGUUUCACAGAAAUAGGUGUAGAGGUUGGUAUUUGGUUCUUUCACUGUCUGGUUAGGGUUAUAUGAUACCUGCACAUCUUGAGUCUUUGUAAUGUAUUCACCUACAAAUGUGAUCAGCAUUGAAGAACUAUACACUUGUAUACACAAAAUAAUUAGGUUAUUAUAUUGUACAAAGUCUGUAUCCAUAAUUACAAUUAAAAGCAUGUAAUACUAAAA
Messenger RNA from Nematostella vectensis (starlet sea anemone), 2419 nucleotides. Its product is annotated as forkhead box protein N4. Gene Ontology annotation, biological process: regulation of transcription by RNA polymerase II. The transcript has 4 exons. The record is from RefSeq and is a predicted model, not a curated record. Gene Ontology annotation, molecular function: transcription cis-regulatory region binding; DNA-binding transcription factor activity, RNA polymerase II-specific. NCBI's taxonomy places the organism in Eukaryota, Metazoa, Cnidaria, Anthozoa, Actiniaria, Edwardsiidae. The coding region runs from base 82 to 1308 and encodes 408 amino acids.